AUGAAUAUCUUCGGCGGGUCCGAGAAAUACUCUUAUACGCUACUUGCGGCGUCGACAAGAGGAGCAAGCCCAAAGACACAGUUCCUCCGCAUAAUCCCCUUCGUAUUCUUAAUACUCCUCGUAACAUGCAUUACCUUCACUUCCCUCUACAGCUCACGCCUACACCAUGUUCCGACACAGAGUACCUGGCCGUCAUGGAUAGACGACACUAUCCCCGCCGAAUUCCUCAAACGAAACCACAAACCUCUACCGGUUCCAGGUGCCGAAGAUUCCCUGUUAAUGCUUAAAACUGGUGCUCAAGUUCUCUGGAACCGUCUUCCUAUUCAUAUGACCCGACUUAGCCAAAUCGAUGCCCCGAAUCAGGUAAUCUAUAGCGACCUCGAGGAAACCAUCCAAGGCCACCAUGUAAUAGACAUUCUCGCCAAUGUUUCACAAAAGCUCAAGAACCACGACCACUUUAAAACAUACCAUGAACAACAAAAGCUUCACAAAGAAGGAGUGUCCCUCGCGGCUGCAAAAAUCGAGGGCGGCUGGACUUUGGAUAAAUACAAAUGGCUCCCGAUGUUCGAACAUGCGUACAAGAAUUAUCCGGAUAUGAAGUGGUAUAUCUUUUACGAGGCCGAUAGCUUUACAUUCUGGAAUGCUUUAAACCGCUGGCUUAAUGCAAACUUCGACAGCGAGGAGGCGUGGUAUAUGGGCAGUCGGAAUAUGUACGGUGGCACAUACUUCGGCCACGGUGGAAGCGGUGUCGUGGUUAGUCACGGAGCUAUGAAGAAAACAUUCGGUGGACCCGAAGGGUUUAAUCUGGAUGAUUAUGAUGACGAAGCCAUCAAUAACUGCUGUGGAGAUGCGCUGUUAGGGGUGGUGAUGGAGAAGAAAGGGGUGAAGAUGUGGAGCGAGCGACAUGCGAGGUUUCAGGGCGAGCAGACGUGGGGGAUUAGACAUCGUCCUCAGGAGUGGUGCGAGUCGAUAUUUACGCUACAUCAUUUGUUGCCGAAGGAAGUUAGUAUGUUGCAUGAGUGGGAGAUGGGUCUUAUUCCCAAGAAACCUAUUCUUUAUCGCGAUUUGUAUGAAAAGUUCGUCAGCGCCGAAAUCACAGAUCUCAAAUCGAACUGGGAUAACCUGGCGGAUGGUUUAAAGAUUGAGUUUAAAGCCUUGUUGGAGGAAUUCGAGGGCGACGCUGAAGUUCCAAAAGACAGUAAGGGAAAACCGAAGGUCAAGGACGCCUGUCGUAUUAAAUGUGAGAAGUUGAAGGAAUGCUUGACAUGGCGAGUUACAGAUAAAGAGUGCGGAUUGUCGACCACUCUUUCCCUUGGACAGAAGGAGAAGGGUGUGACAAGUGGAUGGAUGAGAGAGAGGAUUGAACGUUUAAGGGCGACCAAGUGUAAGGCGUGA
Messenger RNA from Orbilia oligospora ATCC 24927, 1395 nucleotides. RefSeq lists its product as uncharacterized. The coding region runs from base 1 to 1395 and encodes 464 amino acids. The record is from RefSeq and is a predicted model, not a curated record. Lineage: Eukaryota; Fungi; Ascomycota; Orbiliomycetes; Orbiliales; Orbiliaceae. The transcript has 3 exons.